Monosiga brevicollis MX1 is the source of this 1527-nucleotide messenger RNA. RefSeq lists its product as uncharacterized. The record is from RefSeq and is a predicted model, not a curated record. Bases 1 to 1527 code for a protein of 508 amino acids. NCBI's taxonomy places the organism in Eukaryota, Choanoflagellata, Craspedida, Salpingoecidae. Gene Ontology annotation, biological process: intra-Golgi vesicle-mediated transport; Golgi to plasma membrane protein transport; SNARE complex disassembly. The transcript is spliced from 13 exons. Gene Ontology annotation, molecular function: ATP binding; ATP hydrolysis activity. Gene Ontology annotation, cellular component: Golgi stack.
AUGCAGCAGACCAGCAUCAUCAAUCCCAAUUGGAAUUUUGAGGACAUGGGCAUUGGUGGUCUCGACUCGCAAUUCACCGUCAUGUUCCGUCGUGCGUUUGCGUCGCGCGUCAUGCCGAUUGAAAUCGUGGAGAAGCUGGGCAUUCAACACGUCAAAGGCAUUCUUCUAUACGGACCUCCUGGUACUGGCAAAACGCUCAUGGCGCGCAAGAUUGGCCAGAUGCUCGAGGGCCGCGAACCCAAGAUUGUCAACGGCCCAGAGGUUCUUUCAAAGUAUGUGGGCGAGGCCGAGGCCAACAUUCGUGCGCUGUUCGAGGACGCCGAGACCGAGUACAAGCAAAAGGGCGAAAUGUCCUCGCUCCACAUUAUUAUCUUUGAUGAGAUUGAUGCCAUUUGCAAAACCCGUGGCACCGUCAACAACGGCACUGGCGUGAAUGACAGUAUUGUGAACCAGCUGCUCUCUAAGAUUGAUGGCGUCGAUUCGCUCAACAACAUCCUCUUGAUUGGCAUGACCAAUCGCCCGGACAUGAUUGACGAUGCCUUGACGCGUCCCGGUCGCUUGGAGCUCAAGCUCGAAAUCAGUUUGCCGGAUGAGAACGGCCGCCUGCAAAUCUUUCAGAUUCACACCAAGCAGAUGCAUGACAACGACAUGCUUGGGGCUGAUGUUGACCUCAAAGAGCUGGCGGCCAUGGCCAAAAACUACAGCGGUGCCGAGAUUGCGGGUGUUUGCCGCAGUGCCGCGUCCUAUGCUACGAACCGUUGCAUCAAGUUUGAGGGCAAGGUUGAGGUCAAGCAGGAGAUGAUCAAGGACAUGAAGGUGGAGCGUGAAGACUUUAUGCGGGCACUCGAGGAACUCAAGCCUGCCUUUGGUGCUGCCACAGAGGAGAUGGAUGAGUGGUGCCGCAACGGCAUUGUCAAAUGGGGUGAUAGCGUGGAUCGAGUGCUCAAUGAUGGGCAGCUAUUCAUCCAGCAAGUGCAAAACUCGACGCGCACACCACGCGUGGCCGUGCUGCUUGCCGGUCCGCCCAACGCGGGCAAAACGGCGCUCGGCGUGACCUUGGCUCUUCGCUCCGGCUUCCCCUACGUUAAAAUGAUUACGCCCGAGAACAUGGUGGGCUAUUCGGAGUUUGCCAAGGUGGCCAAGAUCAACAAGGUGUUUGAGGACGCCUACAAGUCGCCCCAGAGCGUGAUCGUCAUUGACGAGAUCGAGCGCCUGCUCGAUUACGUGCCCAUGGGUCAACGAUUCUCGAACACUGUCUUGCAGGCCUUGCUGGUGCUGUUGAAGAAGCGCCCCCCCAAGGGCCACAAGCUCUUGAUCAUUGGCACCACGAGCAAUCAAUCAGUGUUGAACAUGAUGGGCAUUGUGGAUGCCUUUAGCCGUGUCAUGCACGUGGAUACCAUGACCGAGGGGAGCGAGAUCAUUGGCGUCAAGAAGCUGUACAUGCUGAUCGAGAUGGCGCGCCAGGUGCGCUUUUCGAAGACUCGCGACAAGAAAAGACUUGAAAUUUCUGAGUAUUCAUCACAUUGA